GGCACACAUUUCCAUUCAUUUCUGUCAGGCCAGAGAUUUGUUGGCCAAGUUUGUGCAUUUAAUGCAUAGUUAUUUUUGGAAAUGAUUGCCGUUACAUGAAACCCAGCUCAAUUAAAUAUACCUGUGUGGCAUCCCAAUAUAAACUCCUCUCAGACUUUAAGUUGCUCACAUCGGGGACUACAAUCAAUGCGUUCUCGUUCUGUCAUAGCUCUAGUGUUUUCUUUCCUGUUCACCUAUUUCGGCUUAUUUUGGAAGUCUGUUGAUUUACAGACAGCAGUGUUUUACAACCAUAUGCGCCAAAUCUCACCCUGGCAUCCCUGUAUAUUUAUAGGAAAGCAGCGGCAUAAAUCUCAGUGUCCCUGCAUUAGGACUCUACUUAAGAAACAACUUCCCAAUGUUUCCUUCUGGGGGAAAAAAAAUCUCUUUUAUGUGCAUACGGUAAAUUCUCCACAAGGAGUGUGUCCGAUGUGAAAUACAUUAUGCUUUUGACAGGUUUAGGAGCUUGCUUGCACCGUGCCUCCUGCUUCUCUGAAAAGUCAUCUUGGCUUAAUAACAUUGCAGCUUCCCUUGAACUGAAACGGCAAAUUAGGGUUUGUGAAAACAGCUGCUCCCGAAGGGAAGAUCAUGUUAAGAUGCUCGUCUGUAAUUCCUCCUAUCUGUGUUUUACAGGACAGUCGCCAGCUCAUGGAGGAGAAGACUCGCACGAGAAGGGCUUCUGCCAGCCGUACCGCGGCAUCGCGUGCGCUCGCUUCAUAGGGAACAGGAGUAUCUACGUGGAGUCUCUGCAGAUGCAGGGAGAAAGUGAAAACCGCAUCACUGCGGCCUUCACGAUGAUCGGCACCUCGACCCAGCUGUCAGACCAGUGCUCUGAAUUUGCCAUCCCGUCCUUCUGCUAUUACGUCUUCCCGUUGUGUGAGGAGGGCACCAGAGGUCCACGGCGGCGCCAGCUCUGCCGCGACGAGUGCGAGGCUCUGGAGAACGACUUGUGCCAUGCAGAGUACACCAUCGCACGCUCCAACCCUCUCAUCCUCAUGCAGCUGGAGCUGCCCGCGUGCAACCUGCUUCCCCACCCCGGCUCGCCAGAUGCUGCCAGCUGCAUUCGCAUCGGCCUGCCACCGCAAUAUUCACCCCCAAAUCACAGCUGUUACAACGGAAGUGGUGCCAACUACAAAGGCACGGUCAGUGUCACGAAAUCAGGCUACCAGUGUCAGCCGUGGAGCACACAGUAUCCACACAGUCAUCAUCUGACGCCUGUUGAGUACCCUGAGCUCAGAGGAGGACACAAUUUCUGCAGGAACCCCGGAGGGCAAAUGGAGAGCCCCUGGUGUUACACUUUAGACCCUAAUGUUAGAGUGGACGUCUGUGACAUUCAGCCCUGCAUGCCUCCAGAGAAAGUGAAAAAGGAGAUCCUGUACAUCUUAAUCCCCAGUAUAGCCACCCCUCUUGUUAUUGCCUGCUUAUUCUUCUUGAUCUGCAUGUGUCGCAACAAACAGAAGGAGUCUGCUGACAGUCCUACUCGCCGGCAACUCACUGCCUCGCCGAGUCAAGAAAUGGAGCUGCCUCUACUUAACCAGCACAAGCAUCAGGCUAAGCUACGAGAACUCAACCUGUCUGCAGUUCGGUUCAUGGAAGAGCUUGGAGAGGACCGUUUCGGAAAAGUCUAUAAAGGUCACCUCUACGGUACGGCUCCAGGUGAGCAGACCCAGGUGGUGGCUAUAAAGACGGUCAAAGACAAGGACGAGGGUCCUCUACGGGAAGAAUUCCGCCACGAGGCCAUGCUCCGGUCCCGUCUACAGCACCCCAACAUCGUCUGCCUUUUGGGUGUGAUAACGAAAGAACAGCCCAUGAGCAUGAUCUUCAGCUAUUCGGGCCACGGUGACCUCCACGAGUUCCUGGUCAUGAGAUCUCCUCACUCGGACGUCGGCAGCUCUGAUGACGACAAAACGGUCAAAUCCACUCUGGAACAGGCAGACUUCCUACACAUCGUCACACAGAUAGCAGCCGGAAUGGAGUAUCUUUCCAGCCACCACGUGGUACACAAGGAUCUGGCUGCUCGUAACAUCCUAGUUUGCGAUAAGCUCAACGUGAAGAUCCUGGACCUUGGGUUGUUCAGAGAGGUCUACUCCGCCGACUACUACAAGCUAAUGGGAACCAGUCCCUUACCAAUCCGUUGGAUGUCCCCUGAAGCCAUACUGUACGGGAAGUUCUCCACCGAUUCAGACAUCUGGGCCUACGGCGUGGUGCUCUGGGAGAUAUUCAGCUAUGGCCUCCAGCCGUACUGUGGCUAUUCUAACCAGGAUGUGAUUGAGAUGGUGCGCAACAGACAAGUCCUUUCCUGCCCAGAUGACUGUCCAGCCUGGAUUUACACACUGAUGCUCGAGUGUUGGAAUGAGUUCCCCACAAGAAGACCACGAUUCAAAGACAUUCAUGCCCGGUUGCGCACCUGGGAGAGCUUAUCCAACUACAACAGCUCGGCGCAGACCUCAGGAGCGAGCAACACCACUCAAACCAGCUCCCUCAGCACGAGCCCCAUCAGCAACAUCAGCAAUGCUCGCUACGUCAGUCCCAAAAAGUCUUCCCCGUUUCCUCAGCCUCAGUUUGUGUCCAUGAAGGGCCAGAUGCGCCCAAUGGUGCCACCCCAGCUCUACAUCCCAGUCAACGGCUACCAGCCAAUGCCUGCUUAUCCGUACAUGCAGAACUUCUACUCCAUGCAGAUCCCCAUGCAGAUGCCUCCACAGCAGCUGCACCCACAGAUGGUGGCCAAGGCUGGAUCGCACCACAGCGGCAGCGGCUCCACCAGCACCGGCUAUGUGACCACAGCACCCUCCAACGGAUCUGGCACGGAGAAAGCGGCCCUUAUGAAUGACGACCUGAAGACGACAGACGAGGAUUUCGCUGACGGAGCCUCUCAAAGCGGCCUGCACAACGAGGACCUUUCUGUUCCAGAGACAGAGCUCCUGGGGGACAAUGACAGCCCGCAGACCAAGGACAAUGACAUCAACAUGGAAGCGUAGAUGAUCUUUUUAGAUCGUUUAGAUGAGAAGAAUCAUUUUCUGAAGUUUUUCUCAGUUGUACAGGUUUAAGAAGUGAAGGGAAACCAGUGAAUGACACAUGGACGUAGUGUUAUUUAUGGGUUUUUUGUUUUAUCCGCAGCCACUGAUUGAUGAACGCAUCAUGCUGCUGGAGAUAUUUUUAUAAGAAAUGUCAGCUUCACCCAUGAGCUGCGGUUUUUGUAGUCUAUGAUGAAGAAUCGAGCUUUCAGCCCUUCUGCUUUGGGGUCGGUAGCAGAUGAUCUUGUUGGUUUGGUUGUUUUUUUAUCAAAUUGUUGCAAAGCUAUUCAGAAGAAUGCAUGUUCUUACUGUUGCUGUGCAACAUGAAACAUCACUUCAAGCAUGUUGUGGGUACCAUUCAUUAAUGUAACCUCUUCUCAGUUGGUGGUGUCAUUGAGAACAAGUCAUUAAUCGAGCCUUUCGGCUCCACAGGAUUAAAUGUAUUUCUUGCUUGAAGGCUUUGGUAAAUGAUACGCAUGAUGAAACCUCAUCAUAAUCCACGACCGUGAUAAAAUCAUGAUAUUGGACAAUAAACGAUGUGGAUGUGCAGAGACAUGGAUGCUGACCCCAAGACAUUUGUGUCCUUUUUUUUUUUUUUUAGAAGUUGCUUUUAUAAAAGUCCUGUUGUAAAGAUUUGUAAUUUAUGCCAUUGAUUCUCUUGAAGAUUUGUAACUGGUGUGUAAUGUUCUUUGUCUUAUUUUGUUUAGCCUCUAGUAUUACUUUAAAGUCAUACCAACCGGUCACUUGCUUUCUACCCAGAUGCUAUUAACCAACAUUAACCAUAUAUUUUGUUCAUCCAGGCACGUAGAGAAUCCAAUAAAGUAAUACAUAUUAU
This is a messenger RNA of Cyprinus carpio (common carp), 3885 nucleotides long. Its product is annotated as tyrosine-protein kinase transmembrane receptor ROR2-like. The transcript has 6 exons. Gene Ontology annotation, molecular function: transmembrane receptor protein tyrosine kinase activity; ATP binding; protein binding. The record is from RefSeq and is a predicted model, not a curated record. Gene Ontology annotation, cellular component: signaling receptor complex. Gene Ontology annotation, biological process: positive regulation of kinase activity; protein phosphorylation; cell surface receptor protein tyrosine kinase signaling pathway. NCBI's taxonomy places the organism in Eukaryota, Metazoa, Chordata, Actinopteri, Cypriniformes, Cyprinidae. Bases 480 to 3014 code for a protein of 844 amino acids.